AUGGGUUUUCAUGGUAAGAGUAAGAGAGAUACACAUGGAAGGCAGAAGAAGCAUAUAGAUGAGUCCGAGUCAUAUGAUUCGUCACCACCCAAAAGCUCAAGUGAAAACAAGAGAUUUUCGUCUAAGAAAUUUUCAGAAGAAGAAAUCAAAGAGUAUUUGGCCAAAAAAACUCAAAAGAAGGCACUAAGUGUAGCAAAGAAACUGAAGACAUUCGUGUGGCAAAAGAAGGUUGAAAAAGAUAUUCACCAAGGAGCAUCGCUUAAUGAAUAUUCCAUGAAAGCUGAGAGGAAAAGGCAUAGGGAAAAUAUGGCAGAGGUUGAAAAGAUUAAGAAGAGGAAAGACGAGAGAGCAAUGGAGAAAGCUCGACAUGAGGAAGAUAUGGCAUUAUUGGCUAGAGAACGUACUCAAGCUGAGUUCCAGGAUUGGGAGAAGAAAGAGCAAGAUUUCGAUUUCGAUCAAAGCAAGGUUAGGUCAAAGAUCAGAUUACGCAAAGGCAGAGCAAAACCAAUUGACGUCCUCUACAAGCAAUUGGAUGAACCCUACCUGGUUUUGAAGGGACUCAAUGUUAAAGAUAUGGAAGAGCUUCGUGAUGAUAUCAAAACAUAUCUGGAUUUUGAUCGAACGCACGUAAAGUAUUGGGAGGCGCUUAUUGUGGUAUGCGAUUGGGAGUUAGCUGAAGCUCGUAAAGUUAGAGGGACAGAAGAAGAGAGGGGACUACACGCUAGUGUUGAAGCUGACGUGAGAAAACUCCUUGAUGGAAAGACCUACACAGAGCUUGCACAACUUAAGUUGCACAUCGAAUCGCAGAUGCGUUCGGGGUUAGCCAAAGUAGUAGAGUAUUGGGAAGCGGUUCUUAAACGCCUCGAGAUAUACAAGGCAAAGGCUUUCUUGAAGGAAAUACACGCUGAGACGAUGCUAACAAGACAUCUAGAAGAUAAUCAUGGCUGA
Messenger RNA from Arabis nemorensis, 948 nucleotides. NCBI's taxonomy places the organism in Eukaryota, Viridiplantae, Streptophyta, Magnoliopsida, Brassicales, Brassicaceae. The record is from the annotation of a GenBank genome assembly.